UGUUUGUGCAGAAGGGGGCGGGGCCGACGCUGUGACGCUGUGACGCACAGGCGGAUGAAACAAAGCGUUUCUCUUUUCUCUUUCUGACGAUCACAAAGUAACUUCUCCUCUCAGCUGACACGAUGGAAACAGUCUGAUUCCGCAGAUUCUCCGCAGUCACUUCGUUCCGCUACUAAUAUUCAUCCCAGUUUGCAGGUGCAGGACUUUCAGCCAUGGUGCAGGAGUAUCAGUCCCCGGUCCGGGUCUACAAGUAUCCCUUCGAGCUAAUCAUGGCGGCCUAUGUGAGGAGGUUCCCAAAGUGCCCGUUGAUCCCGGUGUUUGUUGACAGUGAGAUCGUCGCCCAGAAUGAGAGCGAGGACGGGUCCACGCUGGUGACCGAGAGACGCUGCACCAUCGACAUCGAGGCCCCGAGGCUCCUCAAACGGAUCUCAGGCGUCGACUACCUCUACUUCACCCAGAAGAACUCUCUGAACCGCAGGGACCGGACGCUCCACAUCGAGGUCCACAACGAGUCCUUCUCCAGCAGAGUGGUCGUCCGCGAGUGCUGCCGCUACACGGUCCACCCAGAGAAUGAGGACUGGACGUGCUUCGAGCAGACGGCCAGUCUUGAUAUUAAGUCCUUCUUUGGUUUCGAGAGCACGGCAGAGAAGAUAGCGAUGAAGCAGUACGCUAGUAGCAUUAAAAAGGGUAAAGAGAUUAUUGAGUACUACCUCAGAGAGCUGGAGGAAGAAGGAGUGACCUACAUACCUCGCUGGACGCCCCCCGUCGCCCCUGGCGCUGUGACCCAAAGACUCCCCACGCUGCCUCCGCCCUCGGCUGCCAGAGACGUCCCACUGAGCAGCAGCAGGGACGGGCAGCAGAGCAAAGCCGAGUCCUGUCCCUCGGAGAUAGUGGCUGGUUCACCUGAUGACAAGCUGGAUGCUGACUACAUCAGACGUUACCUUGGUGAUCUGACACCUCUGCAGGAGAGUUGUCUCAUUCGACUGCGCCAGUGGCUCCAGGAAACCCACAAGGGCAAGAUUCCAAAGGAUGAGCACGUGCUGCGCUUCCUCAGGGCCCGAGACUUCAACGUGGACAAGGCCCGCGAGUUCUUGUGGCAGUCGCUGACCUGGAGGAAGCAGCACCAGGUCGACUUCCUGCUGGACACGUGGGAGAAACCGCAGCUGCUUCAGGAUUAUUACACGGGAGGCUGGCACCACCACGACAGAGACGGACGUCCUCUGUACAUCCUGCGUCUGGGACAGAUGGACACCAAGGGCCUGGUGCGAGCUUUGGGGGAGGAGGUGCUGCUGAGACAGGUCUUGUCCAUUAAUGAGGAGGGGCUGAGGCGCUGUGAGGAAAACACCCGAGUCUUCGGUCAGCCCAUCAGCUGCUGGACCUGCCUGGUGGAUCUGGAGGGUCUGAACAUGCGUCACCUGUGGCGACCGGGCAUCAAGGCUCUGCUGAGGAUCAUCGAGGUGGUGGAGGCCAACUAUCCCGAAACCCUGGGCCGCGUGCUCAUCCUCCGGGCGCCCAGAGUCUUCCCCGUGCUCUGGACCCUGGUCAGCCCCCUCAUCGACGAGAACACCCGCAAGAAGUUCCUGGUUUACGCCGGUAACGACUACCAGGGUCCCGGAGGUUUGUUGGAUUACAUCAGCAGAGAAGUCAUCCCCGACUUCCUCCGAGGAGACUGCAUGUGUGACAUCCCUGAGGGAGGUCUGGUCCCCAAAUCUCUGUACAGGACGGAAGAGGAGCUGGAGACGGAGGAAAACCGCCUGCUGACGGACUCCAUCUAUAAGAGCGCCAGCAUCUUCAAAGGAGCUCCGUACGAGAUGCUGAUCGAGAUCACAGAGGCCUCCUCCGUCAUCACCUGGGACUUUGACGUCCCCAAAGGCGACGUGAUCUUCAACAUCUACCACUCCAAGAGGGCCCCCCAGCCCCCGAAGAAGGACGCCCUCGGGGGGGCGGUUAACUCCCAGCUGAUAGACCGGAGCUGGUUGCUGGGCCAGGACUACAGCAUGGUGGAGAAAGCCUUCACCUGCAGGGAGGGGGAGAGCGUACAGGGCUCCCACGUGACCCGCUGGCCCGGCUUCUACAUCCUCCAGUGGCGCUUCCACUCUGCAGCCGGCGCUGCCUCCAGCCUGCCCCGCGUGGACGACGUGCUGGCCUCGCUGCAGGUCUCCUCCCACAAGUGUAAAAUCAUGUACUACACCGAGGUGCUGGCCUCACAUGACUUCAGGGGGUCUAUGACCAGUCUGGAGUCUUGUCAAAGUGGCUUCUCACAGCUCAGUGGCGUCACCACCUUCUCCAGCCAAUCAAACGCCAGCUCCACCGUCUCCAGGUAGCGUCUGUGCAGCGUCCGGCCCCGACCUCCAGCUCUAUGUGCCUCACCCCCACAAAUAUUCUUUUUUAAAUUAAACGUAUUAAUGUCAAAUUAAAGUUUUUAUUAUUGUUUGAGUGAUGACAUCUAAUCUGUUGUUGUUUUUUUGUUGUAUAGUUCUGUAUAAAUAAAAUGUAAAUGCACAGAGAAAUUAUCACAUAAGUUCUGACGUUAAAUAAGACGACGCCUCAGAAACAGGUUUUUAUUUCUGACGGUGCUUCCAUCGUCCACUAGAUGUCAGUAUACUCUCAGCUCUCACUUCAUCUGGAGUCAGAUAAAGGGUUUAAAUAAAGAGUUUGUCACAAGAGAAA
Molecule: messenger RNA, 2670 nt
Organism: Mugil cephalus (flathead mullet)
Lineage: Eukaryota; Metazoa; Chordata; Actinopteri; Mugiliformes; Mugilidae
Gene: sec14l1
Product: SEC14-like protein 1
Exons: 17
Coding region: 213-2324 (703 amino acids)
Biological process (GO): negative regulation of RIG-I signaling pathway
Cellular component (GO): cytosol; cytoplasm
Molecular function (GO): RIG-I binding
Source: RefSeq, a predicted model, not a curated record